Chenopodium quinoa (quinoa) is the source of this 2255-nucleotide messenger RNA. Its product is annotated as peptide-N4-(N-acetyl-beta-glucosaminyl)asparagine amidase A-like. Lineage: Eukaryota; Viridiplantae; Streptophyta; Magnoliopsida; Caryophyllales; Amaranthaceae. Bases 271 to 2079 code for a protein of 602 amino acids. The record is from RefSeq and is a predicted model, not a curated record. Gene Ontology annotation, cellular component: vacuole. The transcript has a single exon.
CAAUCAUAUCUCUUAUAAUAAGUAUUUACAAUAUUUUUUUAUGACCAUACCUAAAAUAUUUUUCAAUCUAUCAUACUCAUUCAUUUAUGUUAACUUUUCAACCAAUAUUCAAUUUCUAUCAACAUCAUGAUCUUUUUAUAUAAAUUAAUAUGAUUUGGAUAAAAUUCAAUUUAUUAUCUUUUCUAAUUAUAAACUUCUAUCAUAAUAAAAACAAACAUUCAAUAUAAUUCUCCAAGUUGACCUCAAACAAAAAAACAUAAAAAUAAAAAAAUGCAUCCAAUCAUUAUUUUCUCUAUCCUCACUUCACUCUCUCUCCUCCACUCCUCCUCGGCCAUCCCACCCCACCGUCUUCCGCCCUUCGCCACCACCACCACCACCCUCUCCACCAUCGCACCACUACUCCCUCACCCCACCAUCUUCUUCGAAGUCACCAAACCCACACCACCACCACCACUCUCCCGCACGACCACCCCGUGUUCCCACCUCCUCCUCUCGCACGACUUCGCCAACACCUACUCUCGCCCCCCUAUCACCGCACCCUACUCUCCCCCUUCUCACUGCCCUUUCACCCGCUUCUCCGCCGUCGUCCUCGAGUUCUCCGCCGCUUGCCGUGGCCGCCAAUUUGACCGCAUCUUUGGUGUUUGGCUUUCUGGGGUUGAGCUCCUUCGCAGCUGCACUGCCGAGCCUACGCGCGACGGUAUUUUCUGGAAGGUUCGUAAGGAUAUUUCUAAGUAUUCUUCUUUGCUUUCGCAAUCUAAUCAGACUCUUGCGGUUUAUAUUGGGAAUCUGGUUGAUCAAACUUAUACUGGUGUUUAUCAUGUUAAUGUCACUUUUCAUUAUUACCCUGUUGUGAAUGAUCAUGGGAAUUCGGGUGAUUUGUAUGGAAAUUGGGCGGAUUUGAUAGUACCCAUUUCGAGGAAUUUGCCAUUGAAUGAUGGGUUGUGGUUUGAAAUUGAGAAUUCCACUGAUUUUGAGUCGAAAAAGGUGUCCAUUCCGAGGAAUGUUUAUAGGGCUGUGUUAGAAGUUUAUGUUUCGUUUCAUGAGAAUGAUGAAUUUUGGUAUACAAAUUUGCCGAAUGAUUAUUUGUUGGCGAAUAAUUUGAGUAGUAAUACGGCCGGAAAUGGGGCUUUUAGGGAGGUUUUGGUGAGUUUGGAUGGUGAAUUGAUUGGUGCUGUUUGGCCGUUUACUGUGAUCUUCACUGGUGGAAUUAAUCCCCUCCUUUGGAGGCCGAUUAGCGCGAUUGGAUCAUUUGAUCUUCCUACAUAUGACAUUGAAAUCACUCCGUUCUUGGGCAAGUUGUUGGAUGGAAAACUGCAUAAUCUUGGGUUUAGUGUUACGAAUGCGUUAAAUGUGUGGUAUGUUGAUGCUAAUUUGCAUCUUUGGUUGGACAAUAAAGUGAAGGUUGUGAAGGGGGAGUUAUUGGAGAACAAUGCUGAGCCUCUAACUUUGUCGACGAAAUCACACUUCAAAGGUCUUAAUGGCAAGUUUAAAGCUGGUGCAAGCAGAGCUAUAUUGUCGAAAGGUUGGGUAGAAUCCUCUAAGGGGAAUAUCACAACUGUUUCGAUUCAAAAAUUCGAUUUCCUAAACACUAAUGUGCUUAAAAAUGAUGGAAGUUUUCAGACAGUGAAUCAGACUAUUGACUUUAACACCACUGUUUCUGCAAACAUUGGGUCUGCCUCUCUGCUGUAUAACAUCGAAUCACACAAGAAGUUUCCGUUGUUUGUGUAUACCAACCAGAUUGAUCAAGGUGACAACACGUAUAGUUUGCUGAGCAAUGUGACCUUAGGAUUUGACGAGGAUAAGAUAUUGGCUGCUGAAGGUGUGCUUUCCUCGAGCACUCUGCGAAACUGGCAAAAGGGGGAUGGAACUAUGUUGGUGAAGAACAAUUUGGUGUCCGGUGGAUUGGGGCGUACACAUCAGGUUUAUAAAUAUACUGAUAACACUGGUAAAUUUUGUUACUUUAGGAAUGUGAGCAGCUACAACUACACUAUUGUCUUCGACGAAGUGAAAGAUAAAUGUAAGGUUGAAACCCGAGGUUAUAUUCCUCGUUUCUCUAAUCAUCGUAUUACACUACUGUAAGAGUAGUUUCAACAUUCGAUUUAUUUGUUUGUUUGUUCUUUGCUUGGUAUCUAUAAAUAAGGAUGCCAAUGUUAUAAUAAAUACAGCUUCCGAGGAAAGGAAGUGAAGAUUGUAAGAGAUAAAUGUGUUUGUAAAUUGGUUAAUCUUUGUAAAUUUUUAGGUUAACUUUCGAUCCA